Mus musculus (house mouse) is the source of this 921-nucleotide messenger RNA. It is a transcript of the gene Vmn1r227, whose product is annotated as vomeronasal 1 receptor 227. The record is from RefSeq and is marked validated. NCBI's taxonomy places the organism in Eukaryota, Metazoa, Chordata, Mammalia, Rodentia, Muridae. The transcript has a single exon. Gene Ontology annotation, cellular component: membrane; plasma membrane. Gene Ontology annotation, molecular function: pheromone receptor activity; G protein-coupled receptor activity. Bases 1 to 921 code for a protein of 306 amino acids. Gene Ontology annotation, biological process: signal transduction; sensory perception of chemical stimulus; G protein-coupled receptor signaling pathway.
AUGGACUUGAGAACCAUGGCAAUUGGAAUAGUGCUCUCACUUCAGACAGCACUUGGUAUUCUAGGAAACUUUUUUCUUCUUUUCUACUACCUAAUCCUUUACUUCAAUAAACAUACAUUAAAGGUCAUAUAUAGGAUUUUUAUACAUAUGUUCAUAUCCAACUCCUUGAUUAAUAUCUCCAUCGGAAUCCCUGGGGCAUUUGAAGCCUUUGGGUGGAAUCUGGUAUUCAAUGAUUUCGGGUGCAAGCUUCUUUUUUAUAUUCAAAGACUUGCCAGAAGUAUGUCCAUCAGUACCACCUGUCUCCUGAGUGUCUUUUGGGUAAUCACCAUCAGCCCCAGGAACUACUGCUGGAAGGAAUUUAAAAUCAAAACUACAAAGUUUGUGAACCUAUCCAUUUGUCUCUCCUGGAUCCUGUUGAUGCUAGUAAAUAUGCUUUUCCCUGUCUACACAACUACCAAGAGGAAUUUAGAAAAUGUGACACAGAUGAGUGAUUCUCAGUUCUGCUACUCUGUAGACCAUGAUAAAAUAGUAUAUUUAUUGUAUAUAGCAUUUUGUAUGUUUCCUGAAGUCUUACUUUCUAUACUCCUUGUAUGUUCCAGCAUCUUCAUGAUUGUCAUACUUUACGUACACAAGAAGAGGGUUCAGCAUACCCUUCAUGCUCAUUCUUCCCUCAGAACUUCCACUGAAAACAGAGCUGUACAGACCAUCCUGGUUCUGGUUUGCACCUUUGUAGUAUUUUGUACUCUCUCUUCCAUUUUACUAGGCUAUAUUGCUCUUUUAGAUAAUCCCAGUCGGUGGUUGAUGAAUAUCACAGCCAUAAUUUCUAUGUGUUUUCCUACAUUAGGUCCAUUUGUGAUAGGUUGUGAUUUCACUCUUUUUAGAUUCUGCUUUACAUGGACAAGAAAUAUAAAAAUACCAUAA